AAUAAUAAAUCCUUUCUUAAAAACAAUAUCACUACGGAGAGACUAGAUGAAAGGCACAAGACAUGAUGAUGAUUAGGGCACUAAGCACGAGGAAGGGUAGAGGGAGCAGCUACAAGAAGCUCGGUGAGGAAGAAGAAGCAGGUGCUGGGCUUUUACAACAGAGCGCUGCAGUGAGUAAGAGUAAUCAUCAUGGGCAAUCCCCGAAGGUGAAGGUGGAGAAAAGCGGGGGCUCGGUUCACCCUCUGUUUAGUUUCUUCGAUAUGAGUAUAAAGAGGAAGAAGAAGAAGAAGAAGAAGAAAAGCACAACGACGACGACAGCAAAACCAGAAUAUGCUAGGUACAUGGAGUAUGUCAAGGAAGGAGGCGUUUGGGAUAACACUUCAAAUGAACCUGUCAUCUAUUACCGGUAGAGAUCACAGAGGUUAAGGCCCAGCAAAAGCCUGCCUGCCUACACGAAAAUUGUUUAACACGACACGAGAGAGGAGAUGAUGGCACGUCACUAAAACAUAC
This is a messenger RNA of Camelina sativa (false flax), 510 nucleotides long. RefSeq lists its product as uncharacterized. NCBI's taxonomy places the organism in Eukaryota, Viridiplantae, Streptophyta, Magnoliopsida, Brassicales, Brassicaceae. The record is from RefSeq and is a predicted model, not a curated record.